Suillus subalutaceus is the source of this 1238-nucleotide messenger RNA. RefSeq lists its product as uncharacterized. The record is from RefSeq and is a predicted model, not a curated record. The coding region runs from base 120 to 1238 and encodes 372 amino acids. Lineage: Eukaryota; Fungi; Basidiomycota; Agaricomycetes; Boletales; Suillaceae. The transcript is spliced from 5 exons.
CUCAACCUCCUGGUAAGUCUCCAUGCUCUUUUCUGCAAUGUCUCCCAGGUUGAUGUGUUCCCUUUUUCGUUUCAGAUCUCUUAACUGCGAGUUCCGACGCGAGCCACGCACCUGCAAAGAUGCAUCAUGAUAACCCAUCCGAUGUCUUCGACGAACGCCCUCCUAAGUGCCCGCAGGUUCAACUGCGAGUUGGCCCAGCUCCACAUCACACCCCUGCUGUCUCUUCGAGCGAGCACCUUGCCUCCAGGGCAAGGCAGAAGUGCCGUGGUGCUGGCACUGCUGCUGCACCAGGACCAGGUGCCGAGCCUGUCGCGUCGUCCCUCGUUGCUGGUGCUCACCCUCCCAUCCCUGAUGGACUGAUCACCAUGGAUCCUAGCGAGAUCUGCGUCAAGGACCCGUCGCCAGCUCCCUGUGCAGCCAUGCUUGUUGAGCUGGUUGCUGCUGCCUCCAAUGGCAUGCAGUGCUCCCUCGAUGCACUGGACGUGACCUCCCACGAAAUUCAGCUCCACCUCGUGGCGGAGGAGCAUGCUGACAAGGGUACCAACGAGGCAUACGCACGCCAUGUCCGCAAUUUUAUUGCCUACUGGGACAGAUACCAAGCUGAGAUGGUUGCUGACACCCCAGCAUGGACCUCUGUCCCCGCGCUGCCAAUCUCGGCAGCCAAGGUGUUCAUAUUUCUCAACUACGAGCGAACCCAAGAAAAGCGGAAACCAGGAUCGAGCGACACCAUCCCUGGCUCAAAUGUCGGGAAGUCUGUCAUCCAGCAGGCCAUCAGUGCCCUUGAGGACUGGUGGAUGAGCCACCACCACCUUUACCUUGGUGUGCCUGAGGCUCAAGUCUGGCUGCGUGACGACAACCGCAUCCGGCAAAUUGAGUCUGCCGCCAAACACAACGAGCCAAAGCGUGCGGAGAGCUCCCAGGUGCUCAAAGCCUCUGGGACCACUUCAGAUGCAUAUACCACUGAAGAGCUCACAAAGUGCUCGGCAUGGUGCCUGGCAAAAUUCUUGGGCACUCGUCAGGUGUUUGUCGGUCUCUGUGACCGUGCCAUGCUGCUAUUUGGUGCCUCGACAGCGUUGCGAGGCGAAGGCACCAGAAUGUUGCAGCUGUCUGAUCUUUUCCUCUCCGAAGUUUGCAUAGAUGACAUUCAGUUGGGGUACACUGUCCCGGUGCUUGUGGCACUGGCUGACAAUGCGAAGAGCAACCAACAUGGUCGUCUUGAUGAGCAUGGCACCCUGUGA